Molecule: messenger RNA, 2484 nt
Organism: Colletotrichum truncatum
Lineage: Eukaryota; Fungi; Ascomycota; Sordariomycetes; Glomerellales; Glomerellaceae
Source: RefSeq, a predicted model, not a curated record
AUGGCCAUGCGGCGGGCAGAUAUUGACGACGUGCCGCCUCCACCGUAUUCUGAGACGGACAUCUACUCAACCGCCGGCCGUACCGCGACCAGCAAUACCUCAAAUUCACCACACAUCCCGCCAAGCGCCGAUGAUGCUGCAUCAAGGGUCUCAUCCCACGCCUCGUCGACUCAGAGCGAAGUCAUAUUCACCCCGCCACUGACACCCCGCACCAGCAGCGGUCUUCACCAACCCCGUCAUAGCCGUCACGACUCAUUCUCCAACGCCAGCCUCUCGAACAAUGCGCCUUCGACGGUAUUUUCAGACUUCGCAGCGGCUUUUUUCGACUCCCGCCCUGCGCCAGUCCUCUCGCCGCGUGAACAGCUUGUUCAUACAAUCGCCAUCACGCCAACAACAACCCCAGACGAUAUCCCCUACGCCUCAACCUGGGCCGCCCGCGAUAUUACGCAGCAGGAUUGGGCGACCUUCACGAACUUCCUGAUCCCUCACCACGCGGCAGCCCGCAAUGUGGCCGUCAUCAACCGCAAGCUGCAAGCUGAGGAGGAAGCGGCUGCUGCAGCUGCCGCCGCUACGUCCAGCGUGAAUAGCAUCAGCGGCCAGAGCCAUGCAUCCGCCCAAUUAGAACAGAUUCGCGCUGACCCUGAGACGGACCCUGGAGCUGCGGCAGCGACUGGAGGCCUAAGAAGGGAAGACGCAGAGGGCGUCAUUACGCAAUGGAACGAGGGCUUUUUCCGCCCGCGCGGCAUGCUUGUCAGGCUUGCACCGGAGGUCGAGGAGCUACGUAUGCCGGGGGCUUGGGAUCAGUCCUUCGACAGAAAUGUUGACAGUCCUGCCUCCGCCGGGUUAGGCGGUCCUACGCCUGUGCCAUUCCCUGUUCAUCCUCAUCAAGGUCCGGUACAGCCGCAGCCUGCGCCUUCUGCAUCCAGAAGCUGGAACUUCGCGGGAAUCAGACUGAGCGAAGACGGUAUCUCCAUCGGAGACCGCUUUGUCGCGGACGUAAACGGCAUUAGAAUGGGAAAUUUUAUAGCAGACGAGAGAGGCAUCAGAUUCGGGAACAGCAACAACCAUAACAAUAACAACACCCCAUCCCGCGGGCAACCAUAUGUCGGCCAGCCAUGGCAUCCUGCUCCGGGUCCAGGGCCAAUGUUUGGACCUCCCGGUCCCGGACCAUUUCCCCCGGGACCCCACGCCCCUCCUCCAGGGCCUCCUCCAGAACACCCCGGCUUUCCAGGACAUCGCAGGGGCGGAAGCGGCCGCGGUCGUCAACACGGUAGGCAUGCCUCAAACCACCGCCGCUCAUCAUCAUCUUCCUCAGAAUCAUCGGAUUCAUCCACCUCUUCCUCCUCUACGACGUCUUCGAUAGGUUCCUUGCCCGAUUACGAUGACCUCUAUCCGGAACAGCUACCAGUCUACAAACAACGGGUAACAGACUGGCUCUCCCAUCCAGACUUGCCCGUCACAAAAGCCGACAUCACGCGCCUCCGGUCCGAGAUCCGCUCCGCAAGAUCAGCUGCGAGAGAGCAAGCAAAGAACUCUGACUCCGCAGCGGUUUCAGGAGCUCCUGCCAUCGACGAGAAGGCGCUCAAAGCGGAAAUCAAGGCUUUGACUCAAGAAUGGCGCAAGCUCAAACGCCAGCAGCGUGCUGUUCUUAAGGAGAAGCGCCGGGAGCGGCGCGCGAGGAGACGGGAGGAGAAGAAGGAGCGCAGGGAACAGAGACGAGAAGACCGGCGUGUACGGAGGGAGAAUCGACGACAUGGUAGCAUGGGUCAUCAUCAUCAAAGCCCGACGACGUGGGGUGCGCCUCCGCCGUUUCCGCCUCCGGGCGUGCAUGUCCCACCACCGCCUACAAUGCCCGUUCCUCUUGUACCAAUUGUGAACCCUCCCCAGCCUCCGGUCAUGCACACACCCCCGCCGCCGAACGUUAAUACCCCGGGUAGCUUUCCAUGGGGCGCACCAGGCAGUGGUCCUGGCAUGAGCUUCGCCGGGGGCUACCCCGGAGCUGCCCCCUGGAAUGGGGGAUUUGGUAGAGGUUGGGGAGGCGGUCACGGCCGUAGAGGUGGCUCGUUCAAUGGCGGGUUCCCUGGCCCCUGGCCUGUCGCAGGCGAAAGAGGCAUGGAACCGUCCUCACCAGCAACCCCAGCGCCACAGCCCCCUUCAUCGCAAGCUCUCUUCCGCGCCGUCGAAGAGAUGGAGCGAGACUUGGCGCAGAAGGUGGAAGAGCUCGACAAGGUCCGUGUCGAACAGGUGGCGGAGGAGACGGUGAACUCCUCCAACAGAGGUGGAGGGAGAUGCGGAGGUGGGCGUAGUAGAGGAUGGGGACGUUGUGGCAGGGGUGAAAGCUCCGGUAGCCAGCAGGCGGCACAGCGGCUGGAAGAGGAGAUAGAUGCGAUAUCUAGAAACGUGGAGAAACUCAGGGUUGAAGCUGAUGCUGAGUUCGCGAGGGAACUGGCAGCAGAGGAAAGGAAGGUCAGCGGAGGGUGGUAA